AAUUAAUUCAAUGCCAGGCUGCUCCACGCUACGUUGGCGAGCAGGGACCUUGCCGUCAGGACCGGCGACCUGCGUCACGUUAGAAAAGCUCCCAAACUGCCUGAUAUGUGUUUCUUAAUCUCUUUUCUCCCUCCUUCCCCCAUACUGAAUCGACGAAAUACUUGACGACAAGAUGAGAGGAGCGGGCUUUCUUCUUGUGUUGCUGUCAAUUGUUUCUGGUACUGUGGCCCAAAACUCGUCACUGUCUGCGGCCAUUGCGACUUUGCCCCCUUGUGCAGUACAAUGUUUGAAAACCUCACUUGCAGAUUCCUCAUGCCAGCCCACCGAUCAAGCAUGUAUCUGCACUGACACAAAGCUCCUCGGCUCAGUGGAAGCAUGUGUUCUACAGGCUUGUACUAUCAAGCAAGGACUGGCGACCAAGAACACCACAAUGACAACUUGCGGGGCUCCAAUCCGUAAUAGAGGUCCUCUCUUCAAGCGAAUCAACAUCACAUUCGGCGUCCUCUCCAGUUUCUUCGUCAUGUCCCGGUUGGCUUACAAGUCCUUCGUCACGAUCUCCGAGCUUGGACUGGACGAUUACUUUAUUCUCGCAACACUUAUCGCCGGUGUUCCUCAAACAAUCAUCAGUGAUAGAGGACUGCUGCCGAACGGUAUCGGAAGGGACAUCUGGACAUUGAAGGUUUCUCAAAUCACUGACUUUUUGAUGUAUUUCUACAUCAUGGAAGUCAUGUAUUUCGCCAUUGUUGCGAUUCUCAAAAUGUCGCUGCUAUUCUUCUACCGUCGAAUUUUUCCUGGAGUCGCCGUCAGGAAGGUCAUCUUGGCCACGAUCAUAUUCAACGCAUUGUAUGGCAUCACGUUCGUCAUUGCUGCCCUCAGUCAAUGUCAACCACUGAGCUACUAUUGGACCAACUGGGAUGGAGAACACGAGGGCACCUGCAUCAACAUCAAUGCUCUAGGAUGGGCAAAUGCUGCUGUUAGCAUAGCUCUGGAUAUCUGGAUGUUGGCGAUACCCCUAUCCCAACUAAUACAUCUCAAACUAGCUUGGAGGAAGAAGAUUGGUGUCGCAGCCAUGUUCUGUGUAGGAUUCUUCGUUACGAUCGUUUCCGCGCUUCGACUUCAGUCUCUCAUCCACUUCGGAAAGUCGAUGAACCCCACCUGGGAUCAAUGGGAUGUCAUCAACUGGUCUACGAUCGAAAUCAACGUUGGAAUCAUGUGCGCCUGCAUGCCUGCCAUGCGAGUCAUUCUUGUGAGGUUUUUCCCCAAGGUUUUCGGCACCACGGACAACAGAUCGAAUCAGUACUAUGCGAAAUAUGGCAGUCGGAGUGGAGCACCCGGGAAAGGCACCGCACCGUCGAAUGGCGGGCUGUCAAGCGCUCUGGGCCGCGACAAGAAUGGAAGGGACAAGCACACGAUCACAUUCACGAAGACCUUCGAAGUGUCACAUGCUGAUAAAGACGGCGAUGAGAUCGGUCUGGUCUCGCUGGAUGGCGACAGUGGGAAGGCCAAACCUAAGAGCGGUAGUUCUAGUUCAGUGAGCUUGUAGAAUAUGUAUGCAUAACGAAUUUCCUGAUCUUCA
Messenger RNA from Aaosphaeria arxii CBS 175.79, 1576 nucleotides. RefSeq lists its product as uncharacterized. The coding region runs from base 173 to 1543 and encodes 456 amino acids. The record is from RefSeq and is a predicted model, not a curated record. The transcript is spliced from 2 exons. NCBI's taxonomy places the organism in Eukaryota, Fungi, Ascomycota, Dothideomycetes, Pleosporales.